Molecule: messenger RNA, 4147 nt
Organism: Mus pahari (shrew mouse)
Lineage: Eukaryota; Metazoa; Chordata; Mammalia; Rodentia; Muridae
Gene: Znf574
Product: zinc finger protein 574
Exons: 3
Coding region: 1209-3911 (900 amino acids)
Biological process (GO): regulation of transcription by RNA polymerase II
Cellular component (GO): nucleus
Molecular function (GO): DNA-binding transcription factor activity, RNA polymerase II-specific; RNA polymerase II transcription regulatory region sequence-specific DNA binding
Source: RefSeq, a predicted model, not a curated record
GCUGAGCCCGUGACUCACCACCACCCCCAUGCUCGUGAUGGGGAGGAGACACUGACACUCUCACGUGCAGCCCCCAGCACAUGUGACCACAUGCCUCGCACACACAGUUGGCAUGUGGCAACUCAGAGUGUAGCAGGUCUGGCUUGGUGAGCUCUGACUUUGUGGGACAUGCCCAACAACAUGUGACAUAAUACAUCUGACCCUGUAGGACCCCGAUCUUGUCCACGCCUCUCUAUCCUUCUAGGGUUCACGUCUACAGUCUCCUUAACACCCACACUGUGUUCUAGCUAAGCCUGAGGCCAGUACUUCAUGCCUGCCUCUGUGUCUUUGCUGAUCCAGGGAUGGCAUCAUCCACCCUCUCUAAACAUAAUCUGUCCCAAGAGGCCCAGUUCAGUGCUACCACUGCACAGUGUCUGACCCAAACAGGUCUCCUCUGCAGAGAAAGGACCUAGGAAGCCCAAAUUGAGCUGGGAUGCCCGAACGGUUCUACAGAGAGGAGCCCGAGAAGCUAAGCUGGGACCUCAAGAGGGAAAAGGAGGCCUCAGGAGGAACAAAACACUACCUGCAAGCCCAGAGCCUGCCGAAGCUCACUUGGGCCCCUACACAGGGAUCCUUGGACUGUAAUCCCCCGGCCUCCAGGGCUUUGCGUGUCUCUACAUCCCACCCUGCCCGUAUCCCCUACGCCGACGCUUGUCGGGCGCCCCCAAGAUGGCGCCUCCAGCUUCGUCCCGCCUCCCGACGUCAUCGCGCCCUCUCCGUUCAGCGCCUCCCGUUUCGAGCUAUCAAAGGCGGAAUCCGAGAAGAGGUGGAAGAGGAAGAACCUCCAGGGAGGCUCAAAGAGGCGGGCACUAUCCACCCGGAGGCCGACCAGCGAGGGAACCUUGCUAAAGGAUUGGCUGGGCGCUGCGCGAUCCCGCCCCUCCGCACUAUUGGUCGGGGCUUCAGAAACCUGAGCACCGAUUGGUCUAAUGACAGGGGCGGACAGCCGACGAUUGGGCGGAUUGGGCGGUCUCCGCAGCGGCCCAGGCGGAAGGUGGGAGGGGCGUUGUUGAGGGCGGCCUGGGGUGAAAGCGAGGCUGCGGAGCAGGCGAGACGACGGGCGCUAGAGAGGACGCGGCGCUAGAGUGGCGGUGCAAAGGGACCUGCAGCCCGGAGCCCGGCCCGGGGCCGGCGAGACGGCCGAGGCGGCCCAGGGCCUUGCUGCUGCCAUGACUGAGGAGAGUGAAGAGACGGUCCUGUAUAUUGAGCACCGCUAUGUCUGCUCUGAGUGCAACCAGCUCUAUGGCUCCUUGGAGGAGGUGCUUGUGCACCAGAACUCCCACGUACCCCAGCAGCACUUUGAGCUGGUGGGCGUGGCUGACCCUGGAGUCACAGUGGCCACGGAGGCAGCUUCUGGCGCAGGUCUAUAUCAGACCCUCAUCCAGGAGAGCCAGUACCAGUGUCUCGAGUGUGGGCAACUGCUCUUGUCCCCCAGCCAGCUCCUGGAGCACCAGGAGCUACACCUGAAGAUGAUGGCACCGCAGGAGGCAGUGCCAGCCGAGCCACCACCCAAGGUGCCUCCCUUGGGCUCCAGCGCCAUCCACUACGAGUGUGUGGACUGUAAGGCUCUGUUCGCCAGCCAAGAGAUGUGGCUGAGCCAUCGCCAGACGCAUCUCAGAGCUGUGCCCAACAAGGCUCCUGCCCCUGUCGUCUUGGGGUCCCCAGUUGUCUUGGGCCCUCCUGUGGGCCAGGCUCGAGUGGCUGUGGAACAUUCAUACCGAAAAGCAGAAGAGGGUGGGGAGGGGGCGGCCGUUCCAUCCCUGGCUGCCACCACCGAGAUGGUGACAGAAGUGGAGCUGCUCCUCUACAAGUGCUCCGAGUGCUCCCAGCUCUUCCAGAUGCCCGCUGACUUUCUGGAGCACCAGGCCACCCACUUCCCUGCUCCUGUCCCAGAGGCUACGGAGCCUGCCACACAGCAGGAAACCCUGGUCCCCUCCCCCACUGAAGCAGCAGUGUCUCAGCCUGACCCCCUGCCAGCCUCUGAUCACAGUUAUGAGCUGCGGAAUGAGCUGCGAAAUGGGGAGGCCAUUGGGCGAGACCGCCGGGGCCGGAAACCGAGGAGGAACAACAGUGGAGAGUCAGGUGGGGCGGCCACCCAGGAACUAUUUUGCUCUGCCUGUGACCAGCUCUUUCUCUCACCCCACCAGUUACAGCAGCACCUUCGGAGUCACCGGGAGGGUGUUUUUAAGUGUCCCCUGUGCAGUCGUGUCUUCCCCAGCCCUUCUAGUCUGGACCAGCACCUUGGUGACCACAGCAGUGAGUCUCACUUCCUGUGUGUAGACUGUGGCCUCGCCUUUGGCACCGAAGCCCUCCUCCUGGCCCACCGGCGAGCCCAUACCCCAAACCCUCUGCAUUCGUGUCCCUGUGGAAAGACCUUUGUUAACCUCACCAAGUUCCUUUAUCACCGGCGCACCCACGGAGCAGGAGGUGUCCCUUUGCCCACAACACCAGUUCCACCAGAGGAGCCCGCUGUUAGCUUUCCUGAGCCAGCCCCUGCAGAGACCGGAGAGCUCGAGGCCCCAGAGCUCCCUGGAUGUGAGGAGAGUUCAGCUGAGCCUGCGGCUCCAGGCACUUACCGCUGCCUCCUGUGUAGCCGGGAGUUCGGUAAGGCGUUACAGCUGACCCGGCACCAGCGUUUUGUGCACCGGCUGGAGCGGCGCCAUAAGUGCAGCAUUUGUGGCAAGAUGUUCAAGAAGAAGUCUCAUGUGCGGAACCAUCUGCGCACACACACCGGGGAGCGGCCCUUCCCCUGCCCUGACUGCUCUAAGCCUUUCAACUCACCAGCCAACCUGGCCCGCCACCGGCUCACACACACGGGGGAGCGGCCCUAUCGUUGUGGGGACUGUGGCAAGGCCUUCACGCAGAGCUCCACUCUGAGGCAGCAUCGCCUGGUGCAUGCCCAGCAUUUCCCCUACCGCUGCCAAGAGUGCGGAGUCCGUUUUCACCGCCCUUAUCGCCUGCUCAUGCACCGCUACCACCACACAGGCGAGUACCCCUACAAGUGCCGUGAGUGCCCCCGCUCCUUCUUGCUGCGCCGGCUGCUAGAGGUCCACCAGCUCGUGAUCCAUGCUGGGCGCCAGCCAUACCGCUGCUCCUCCUGUGGGGCCGCCUUCCCCUCGUCACUGCGGCUCCGUGAGCAUCGCUGCGCAGCCGCAGCUGCCCAGGCCCCACGGCGCUUUGAGUGUGGGACCUGUGGCAAGAAAGUAGGCUCUGCUGCUCGCCUGCAGGCACAUGAAGCCGCCCAUGCUGCUGCAGGUCCUGGGGAGGUCUUAGCCAAGGAGCCACCGGCUCCCCGGGCCUCGAGGGCCACUCGCACACCAGUUGCUCCCUCCCCAACAGCCCUCGGUGGUACAACCUCUGCUGCCCCUGCAACCCCUGCCCGGCGUCGGGGUCUAGAGUGCAGUGAGUGCAAGAAGCUCUUCAGCACAGAGACGUCACUGCAAGUCCAUCGGCGCAUCCACACAGGUGAGAGGCCGUACCCCUGUCCAGACUGUGGCAAGGCCUUCCGCCAGAGUACCCAUCUGAAAGACCACAGGCGCCUACACACAGGUGAAAGGCCCUUUGCGUGUGAAGUGUGUGGCAAGGCCUUUGCCAUCUCCAUGCGCCUGGCAGAACAUCGCCGCAUCCACACAGGUGAGCGGCCCUACUCCUGCCCUGACUGCGGCAAGAGCUACCGCUCCUUCUCCAACCUCUGGAAGCACCGCAAGACUCACCAGCAGCAACAUCAGGCGGCCGUCCGGCAGCAGCUGGCGGAGGCCGAGGCCGCUGUGGGCCUGGCUGUGAUGGAAACUGCAGUGGAGGCUCUGCCCCUUGUGGAGGCCAUUGAGAUCUACCCGCUAGCUGAGGCUGACGCGGUCCAGAUCAGUGGCUAACUGGCCCCACUGGUGCCGAAGGCCCUCCAACAGCCCCUUUAACCCGUGUACAUAGUACCCCUCUCCUCUCCACCACCUUAUGAGUUCUAUAACUAAUUUUAACUAAUUUUUUUUUUUUUUUUUUUUGGAGGGGGUUGCUCUGGAGUCCUUGAUAUGUAAAGGGCACUUCUUCCCACUUUCCACCUGUUUGGUGGUCUCCAAAUGAAGCAGUCAAUAAAGACUGAGUUGGACAUUUA